GCACACGCACUUACGCGCCCGCCCGUAGUCGCGACGUCCCGUUUUUCCAAUUUUUCUGGGAGCGGCCGAGCUGACCCCGGGGUCCGAGAUGUCCGAGCUGCCCCCCGACAGCGGUGUCCGGCAGACGGACGCGGCGAAUGGCCACCGCGACGCCCCGCGGGUGGAGGUAGGCGGCGGGAGGCUGGAGCCGGCCCCGGCGGGGCCUGCGGAGCCCGGGGAAGGUCCGGUGGCGGCGCCCGGGGAGGCCCGCGACGCACAGGUAGCCCGAGUGUUGGCGGAGCCAGCGGAGGAAGAGGGUGCGCAGGCCAGACCCCGAUCCCGGCCCGGGAACGGCCCGGGGCUGGCUGCGUUGCCGUACCUCCGCCUCCGUCACCCACUUAGCGUUUUAGGAAUCAAUUACCAGCAGUUCCUGCGCCACUACCUGGAACACUACCCGAUCGCUCCGGGCAGAAUUCAGGAGCUGGGAGAACGCCGCAGGAGGUUUGUGGAGGCCUGCAGAGCCCGGGAAGCAGCGUUUGAUGCCGAGUACCAGCGGAAUCCCCAGAGGAUGGACUUUGACAUUUUGACAUUUACGGUAGCCCUCACUGCGUCCGAGGUCAUCAAUCCUCUGAUAGAGGAACUUGGUUGUGACAAGUACAUAAGUAGAGAAUAGUCUGGUGGCGAAACCACUGCAGAGGGGAGCCUCUGUUUUCAAGUCUCACGCCAGUCCUGUCCCUCGAUUUUAGAAGGUCAAAGUGUAUGAGAUAAGGCGAGGCAUAGUUGCGGGGGGGAAGGGCGUUUAUCGCGACAAAGCCUCAGAAAAAUUCAAAGUCUUGUGACUCCUGUAACUGUUGAGUUUGGGGUUGAUACAGAGCCUUCUCCCUGUGUUGUGGAAAUGACUUUCAAAAUUGCUUCACUGAAAAGUGAAGGAUAGUUUUCAGGACAUUGAGACCCGAUGAAGAACUGUGGCCAGCAUCGGAGCCCAUGAUGACGAAAGAAACUCUCAAAUCGUGAUGGGGAGGAAUAAGGAGCCACGGCGGAGUUAUCCCGUGGAGAGACUGGAAGCCUAUGGCGAGAACUUGACAUUGCCCGAAUAUGUGCUCUGUUCACGUCAGGUUCAACAGAAGGUUUUAGCACAAGAUCGACUUUGUGUUUUGUGAAGCAUUUCAAACGGCAAGCAGUGUAACUUGUAUAUAUUACCUGAUAAACCUUGUAUUCGAGAAUA
Molecule: messenger RNA, 1204 nt
Organism: Lynx canadensis (Canada lynx)
Lineage: Eukaryota; Metazoa; Chordata; Mammalia; Carnivora; Felidae
Product: EP300-interacting inhibitor of differentiation 2-like
Exons: 1
Coding region: 89-652 (187 amino acids)
Biological process (GO): negative regulation of DNA-templated transcription
Cellular component (GO): nucleoplasm
Molecular function (GO): transcription corepressor activity
Source: RefSeq, a predicted model, not a curated record